GAAGGAAUGUUGCAGCAUGCAUAAGGAAACUGACUGCAGUGUUGAUGGAUACUUGUCAAAUUGGCGAUACGUGAGUCUGGUCUUCGAGAUGGUUAUCUGUGGCUGGGGAGUCGUUGGGUGCUGCCUCAGCCUGUGGUGUUUGAAGACAUGCAAGAAAAUGCAAACAGGGAUGAAGAUACAGCUCCUUUUCUUCUUCACGACCACGCUCAUCAUAUCCUUCGUUGUCCUGCCUGCUUAUGCUGUGAUGGACUACUGGCGUUUCUGCUGCUGGCAGGCGGAGAUGAUCGCGAAACUAAGCUCUUUCACCAGUUAUACCAUCCUUGGCAUCAUAGAGAGGAAUGUCUUUACCGUCAUCGCUACCAUACAGAAUGAUAGCUGUCUGUUUCCCUCUGAAGUACAAACAGUGGUCAAAGUGGCCUCUGGUUCUCGGCAUCGAAGUCUCGAUUUGUCUCAGCGUCGUGUUGUUGUGGGUCGUCGCGAUUUUUACUCAGGACCUGGACACGGUUGAGGUAAACGACCCGAGCAGUUACACCAUGGGGAGAGUCCUCUUUUACCUCUUCCUCUUGGUGCCUAUCAUCAUCACCGUGGUCGCCUACGUGACCAUGAUUGCGUUUAUGCGCUUCAAGGGGAGUCUGAGGACCAGCCACAGGAAGCAGGUUUCCUUCGGCCUCGGCAUCCUCAUCCUCACCAACCUCCUCCUCGACGUGCCCCACAUAGCGAUGCACCUCUCGGGCGUGGACUCCAAGAGCCUCCCCUUCAUCCUCAUCCACGUGAUCUACCGUCUUCACUACGCCCUUGACCCGUUCAUCUUCGUGGGUCUGAAUGCUCCUUACCGCCAAAGGGUCCUUCGCUGUGUGUCCUUCAGGAGGCUAGGGAGACGCGACAACACCCUCUCUCUCUCUCCCGUGACCAAUGGCAACACACGGGUGGAUACGUCGACGGCUUUCUAGGGCGUGGUGUUGCCCUGGGGUUUGUCUCACCUGCAGGAGGGUCGACCGUCUACUCGUAAGGAGGUCGACUAUCGACUCACAGGUCAACUAUCAGUUCAAAGCAGGUCAUGCAUCGACUCAGAGGAGGUAUGGCAUCGACUCAAAGGUCAUCCAUCGAUUCAGAGGUCAUCCAUCGACUCAAAAGAGGUCAUCCAUCGAC
Penaeus monodon (black tiger shrimp) is the source of this 1149-nucleotide messenger RNA. RefSeq lists its product as uncharacterized. Lineage: Eukaryota; Metazoa; Arthropoda; Malacostraca; Decapoda; Penaeidae. Gene Ontology annotation, biological process: G protein-coupled receptor signaling pathway. Gene Ontology annotation, molecular function: G protein-coupled receptor activity. The coding region runs from base 339 to 950 and encodes 203 amino acids. Gene Ontology annotation, cellular component: plasma membrane. The record is from RefSeq and is a predicted model, not a curated record. The transcript is spliced from 5 exons.